ACAUACCGUCAUCAGUCGGGACGAUUCUUUGGGGCAGUAUGUAAACUUUCCUCAGAGAUAAUGCCAGGCGCUCGCGUGAAUGAUUUGGUUCGAUGAGGCUCAAGUUUAAUCAGUUUUAUUUGUGAACUCGACGAAGACGGACUUGGGCGGUUCCGUUAGAAGACUUGCGAUGGCGAAAUUCUACAAAAUCUGGAUUGUUGCACUGGCGGCGAUAUGGCUUUCGGCUGACCCGGCACAAGCUUUUCUUUGCAUGUGUUCGCCAAACAGUUGCGUGUUGAUCCACCCGAAUACGGAUUUCUUUGAGAAUGCUGAAAGCUUCUGUUCGGCGUUCCGCACCGAGGCGCAUGAUAUCUCGAUCAUCAAGCUGAUGGACACGACGUUGUCGUCGAAUGCGUUUCAGAAGUUCCCGAACAUGACCGCACUGGAGAUAUUCCAAGGACAGCUGGAGUCGUUCAGCUCCGAUACGUUCAGCGGUGCGGAGAAGCUGCUGAAACUGCUGAUAAGGGGGAAUAAUCUGUCGAGUCUGGAGGAUUACAGCUUCAAGGGAGCGGACAACCUGCGGGAUUUGAUGAUUUCGUCGAAUCCGUUGAACAAAAUCUCGGAGAAUGCGUUUGCCAACUUGAAGAACUUGGAGAUUUUGAUUCUGGCGCAUGGUGAGCUUACCGCGCUGCCGAAGAAUUUGUUCCAGAACAAUCGCAUGCUGAAGAUGAUCUCGUUGAGCAGCAACAAGAUCGCAUCGAUUGAUGAGGAAGUGUUCAAAGGACUCGAUGACCUUGCGAAGCUAGAGCUGGGAGAUAACCAGCUGACAUCGUUUGAUUUUAGAUUCCUGAAAGCGGGUGUUGUGGUUGUGAACAACAACAGUUUGCAACACCUGGUGAUUAAUGAUCACUGCAGUUCAAUGUACGCGAGCAACAAUCAGAUCGAAACGAUCAGCGUCGGUAGUGGAGCAAAUGUGAACAAGUUGGUGCUGCUGCACAACCGUAUUCGGGACAUUAGCAACAUCACAAAGCUGGUUAACCUGACCAGUUUGUCAUUGGGUAGCAACAACUUGGAGCCAAACUCGGUGUUCAACAAGUUGUCAGCUUUGGAGGAACUGAUGCUCCAGUCAACGUACAUCAACCUUACUGCGGAAACGUUCGCCAAUUUGACAAAUCUCAAGAUCCUCGAUCUAUCGUACAACAAUCUCACUGAGGUGGACUUUAAGAUCUUCAGCAAACCAAACGUGAUCCAAAUCUUAAGUUACGUUGGAAACCGAAUCAAGAGCUUCAACUACCUGGAAGCGCGGGAGUUUCUGCCGCGACUGCGAGUUCUGGAAAUCUGCAAGAACGGCUGGAACAACACCUUUUUCGAAACGAACAUCUUGCGCAUGAAGCGAUUCCAGAUCAGUCCGGACAUUCACGGAUUUGCGUCGCACUUUUUGUUCCGCGACGAGUACGUCAACAUGUGCUCCGAGCGGCUGGUCGACGACUACGCGUACGAGGAAUACGCCGAACCUCCGCCGGACAACUACGUUGAGGACGAAAUUAAGGAAUCCUACCCUAAGGAGCUGACGACGACCCGGACUACAACAACCACCACCACUACGACGACCACGACGACCACAACACCAGCGCCAACUUCCACCCAGCGGUCGACCUCAACGGAACGGGCCAACUCCGCGCCGCAUCACAUCGCCGAGCACAACACGAACACCACGGCCGGAUUGAUCGCUGCCAAGGAGAACACGGCGGAGAAAGCCUCGCCGUUCUUCAUCACCUUCCAGGUGCUGGUGUACAUCCUGUCCGUCGUUGGACUCGUAGCGCUCGGUGCCGUAGCGUACCUGUGGAAGAAGCGGCAACUGGACGUGAGGACCUUGACGUCCGAUUCCGGGUCGACCGAUGCCGUCAGGCUGAUCUAGGAGGUUGUAGUGUGAGUUGGGAGUGUAUUUUCGUGGGGAGCGGAGAAAUUGGAACAGCCAGUGCUGGUGAUAAUCAAGUGUAAACAAUCGUAAUCUCCGAAGAAAGACGAGCGAAAGUGAGUGGCAGCGUCCCAACGUGGGACUUGGGUUAGGUUUGAACGAAGAACAGCAAGUUUCUGGAAGCAUUGGAACACGUUGCUUGUGGGGAAGGCGCAGUAUCGCCAAGGGUAGUUCGGUUAAAUGUUUUGAAUUUCAUUAUCUGUACAAAAGAAUUUACGUGUUGCGAAAUGAAUAAAUGUGGUUUAUAGUGAAAUCAA
Culex quinquefasciatus (southern house mosquito) is the source of this 2214-nucleotide messenger RNA. Its product is annotated as chaoptin. The record is from RefSeq and is a predicted model, not a curated record. The transcript is spliced from 2 exons. Gene Ontology annotation, molecular function: protein binding. Bases 170 to 1897 code for a protein of 575 amino acids. Lineage: Eukaryota; Metazoa; Arthropoda; Insecta; Diptera; Culicidae.